This is a messenger RNA of Monascus purpureus, 837 nucleotides long. The record is from the annotation of a GenBank genome assembly. NCBI's taxonomy places the organism in Eukaryota, Fungi, Ascomycota, Eurotiomycetes, Eurotiales, Aspergillaceae.
AUGUCCUCAAUAAAGCCUUCGUCGCAGGCUCAUUCUGGGAGCUUUCCCUCCAAAUACAGAGUCGGGAAAGGAGGUUCCCGGACUAGGCGAUCAUUUCGAAGGAAUCCGACCAGUCCCAGGCAUUCAGAGACUCAUCAGAAACCAGUUAAUCCCCCUGAUGCGAACUCUCUGACUUCGGCUGUCGUUACCAUUCGUGUUGGUACGGAUAAACGGCUCUUUGCAGCCCACGAGAGUGUUCUCUGUGUCUCACCCUUCUUCGCCGCCUAUUGUCGUAGCCAGUGUCCUGGACGAAGUUGCAAGCGAAUUGACCUACCCGAGGAGCAACCGGAGGUCUUCUCUUCGGUUCUUGAGUACCUAUACCGGGGCGAUUACUAUCCGAAACUGCUUCGCGAUGAAUACAGCGAUACCUGGGAGUUAGAGGAUGCCCGGGUGGACAGUGACGGACAGAGCAAAGGGGCAGCUAUCUUUCUCCAUGCUGCUGGAGCAGUUAUCCUGAAAGAUACGGCGGUCUAUUGUUCAGCAGAGAAGUACCGUUUACCCGGUUUGAAGCGCGUGGCCCUUCGAAAGCAGGGGCUUCACUCUGGCAUUCAAUGCAGUACCAUUCUCACAAGUGCUCGCUUUGCCUACGCCAACACCCCUGAUACCGAUUCAAAGCUUCGUGCUCACUACCUCGCUCUGAUUAUCCGGAGCAGAUCCACCUUCAAACACAGUGGCACCAUGCAAAUGGAAAUGGAGCAGGGAGGGAAGCUAUUCUUUGACCUCUUCGUCGCCAUGUGUAAUCAUAUGGAUGACAUCGCCGCCUCCAAACCCAAAUCCUUCCUCCCCGCCAUUCCAUAA